Hyaloperonospora brassicae is the source of this 1620-nucleotide messenger RNA. Lineage: Eukaryota; Oomycota; Peronosporomycetes; Peronosporales; Peronosporaceae. The record is from the annotation of a GenBank genome assembly.
AUGACACUAAGCCGCACCGACGAUGCGACUCUGCAGCCGCUUCUUGACCGCUCGGACACCCCUGACGUCCCUCCGCAUGACGAUACGCUGCACACGACUCGAACGCGAGUCACAGUGAGCUGGAAAGUCGUGCUCGGCGUCGUCGCUGGUUCAAUACUGAUCGUCCACAUUGUGUUUGUCGCACUGCUGCGAAAGACAACAGUGACACUGCACCAGUUGACGCUUCCAGACUUGUGCCAUCGUGAAUCAGUUGGAGAGCUUGUCAUGGCGUUCCAGAAUCCGUCGUACUGCUCGCCGAUCGUGGGACCACUGGACAUGGAAUUCGCAACGAAGGACACGGCGUUCUUGCGCGUGCACGUUGCUGCCUUUGAGCUCCAGUCAGGUGUGACAACGGUGGUCUCGCCAGUCCAUUUUACGUUAUUGACGUCCCCUCAGGUGCUGUAUCAACUCGUGCUGGCCAGCAAUGGCCACAAUGUCCACGUCGAAGGUCGAAUUCCCGUCUCGAUUUCGUGCAUGUUGGUCCCUUUCACGAUUCAUUUCGACGUGUCAGACCUGCUGCGAGCAAGUUCACAGCCACCUGCUACUGCACUGCUCUUGCCAAAACAGCGACACACUUUGGGUUCACAUGUGUACCGCGCUGACACAGCUGCAUCGCGCAUCGUGAACGAGAUCAUGGCAGAGCUCCAGCGUGUCGUCAAGCAGGUGGUCCAAACCAUUGCUCUCUCCCAUUUCCACACGGAGGAAGACGCGCAAGAGAUAUUCGCGUACACGGACGUGUCGAUUGAGUACGCGUCAAGAGUGCUCUGGAAUCUCCCGUCGCUAUCCAUUGAAGUCCAAUCGGUCAAUGAACAAACCAUUCUCGUCGCAGGGUUCAAGCGUUUCCUCUUGGGCAGCGGCCAGACGUUCAUUUCUGCCUUCACGGAGGUCUUUAAGAAUCAGUCCGAGCCCCUUUUGUCAAUGCUGCAGUCCUACUUGUCUGGAAACGACGUCGUGCUUCACGUGCGCGGAGGCAAUAUCCCUACUCAGUGCUACUCACUGCAAGUGCUCGAUCUGGUCAAUGUCGAGGUGGACGUUCCCGCCAAGAUCGACAGCGAGCCCGCCUUCCUUCGUGCGUACUCGAUCACGCCAAUGGUCAAGAACAUCGAUUCCAAGAGCCACAUAUGUGAUCUCGAGUUGACCGUGUCGAUCCGGAUCAACAACCCGCUGCCCAUUCACUUGGCUCUUUACGGCAUCGAGCUGGAUCUGCUGUACGAGCGAAACGCAACCAGCCACAGCCCCAGCUCCAAGUUCCUGUUGCACGUCAACAACACCACCAUGCACGUCGCGUGGCACGCCCACGAAGCCCACACGAUUGGCCUGACAACAGCUGUGCACGAUUUCGAUGCCUGCAUUGACGUCGUGACGUUCUAUCUCCAGAACCAGCUGACGUUUGACAUCCAGCACGGGUCCGCCUCUCUGGGUUCCGACCUCGGAACCUUCAGUAUUCCAUUCUCGGUCCAAGGCAUUCACAUUACGCCCAGUGCGCGAUCGCCCCAACCACUACCACCAUCACUACCAUCACCAUCACCAUCACCAUCACCUAUUGUCAGUAGUAAUCCAUCCCAAAGGGUCAAAAAGUAG